AUGGACCGGCCCGGGUUCACGGCCUCGCUGGUGGCUGGUGGGGUAGCAGGUGUCUCUGUUGAUUUGAUAUUAUUUCCUCUGGAUACCAUUAAAACGCGGCUGCAGAGUCCCCAAGGCUUCAAUAAGGCUGGUGGUUUUCGUGGAAUAUAUGCUGGCGUUCCUUCUACUGCUAUUGGAUCCUUUCCUAAUGCUGCUGCCUUUUUUAUCACCUAUGAUUAUGUGAAAUGGCUUUUGCACACGGAUUCGUCCUCACAUUUGAUGCCUGUAAAGCACAUGUUGGCUGCCUCUGCUGGAGAAGUGGUGGCCUGCCUGAUUCGAGUUCCUUCUGAAGUAGUUAAGCAGAGGGCACAGGUUUCUGCUUCUUCAAGAACUUUUCAGAUUUUCUCUAACAUCUUAUAUCAAGAGGGCAUCCCAGGAUUGUAUCGAGGCUACAAAAGCACAGUUUUAAGAGAGAUUCCCUUCUCAUUGGUCCAGUUUCCUUUGUGGGAGUCCUUAAAAAUUAUUUGCAGGGGUCUUCCCGCGAAUGGCAGCCAUCAGCCUGGGAGGCUUCAUCUUUCUUGGCGCUUAUGA
Pipistrellus nathusii (Nathusius's pipistrelle) is the source of this 570-nucleotide messenger RNA. The record is from the annotation of a GenBank genome assembly. Lineage: Eukaryota; Metazoa; Chordata; Mammalia; Chiroptera; Vespertilionidae.